Molecule: messenger RNA, 1759 nt
Organism: Sphaerodactylus townsendi
Lineage: Eukaryota; Metazoa; Chordata; Lepidosauria; Squamata; Sphaerodactylidae
Product: stromelysin-1-like
Exons: 10
Coding region: 538-1530 (330 amino acids)
Biological process (GO): collagen catabolic process; extracellular matrix organization; proteolysis
Cellular component (GO): extracellular matrix
Molecular function (GO): metalloendopeptidase activity; zinc ion binding
Source: RefSeq, a predicted model, not a curated record
CACAACAACUAGCAGAGAGUUUGGAGGCUGCUACCUAAUAGAGAAGGCAAACAUGAAACAUUUCUUACUCAUGAUUGGCCUCUGUGGAGUGCUUUCAUGGGCUUUGCCUGUCCUCCCACAAACCGAAGAAGUCUCAGAAGAGGAUGUGCAGCUUGCCAAGAAAUACCUCAACAGCUAUUACCCAGAACCAGAAGUAAGUCCUGUCAUUCGGAGCCAAGCAGGUAGAAUUGAGGUGAAUAUAGAAAAUAACGACAAAUGCAGGAAUUCUUUAGACUUGAAAGUGAGGCAAACGAGCUAGGAUUCAAAACACCUUAGAUGCAAUGAGGGCCCCCCCCCUUAGAUGUGCAAGGGUCUCCUGAUAUCCCGAAGGUUGUUCAAAAUCCUUUCCACUGUCACCAAGGCUGGGGAAAGAAAGACUUAACAUAUAGUUUCUUCAGAAUUACACGCUUCAGACAUGCCUGGAGUGCUUCGAUGUAAGAAGAGGCCAUCAGGAGAGCUUGGAAAUUGUGGAGUGGCGUGACCCCCUUGACCUUCACCAUGGCUUCAGGGGACUCUGCUGAUAUAUUAAUCGCGUUUGGUGCUGGAGUACACAGCCCCAAUCCUUUUGACCCUCCCUUUGAUGGGCCUGGCAAAGACCUGGGUCAUGCCUUUUCGCCAGCUCAUGGUGGAAAUGUUCAUUUUGAUGAAGAUGAAGACUGGACCAAGGAUGCACAAGGAAUCAACCUUUUCCAUGUGGCUGCUCAUGAGUUUGGCCAUGCACUGGGGCUCGCCCAUUCCACUAUUCAGGAUGCUCUGAUGUUUCCAAAAUACAUACAUUCAGACCCUGCAAAGGUCAGGCUUCACCAGGAUGACAUUGAGGGCAUUCAGUCCCUUUACGGACCCUCUGAAGAAGCUGAUGGCGGUGAUCAGCAAGCAGGAUCUGGAGCACCAGCAAACGUGCCAGAGCAGGCAACAGACUUGUGCAGCUCUCACCUAUCUUUUGAUGCUGCCACCAGUCUCCGAGGAGAAACUUUGUUCUUUAAAGACAGCUUCAUGUGGCGGAAGAACCCUGCACAAGGCUACUUUCAAAAAGACCAGAUUUCUGCAUUCUGGCCAGCUUUGACUGGAGGAAUCGAUGCUGCGUAUGAAGCUGAAAAUAAAGACACAUUAUUCCUUUUCAAAGGAGAGAAUUACUGGGCUAGCAAAGCAAAUAUUAUACAGCCAGUUUUCCCAAAGAGCAUCCACUCACUGGGCUUUCCCCAAAGUGUUAAGAAGAUUGAUGCGGCUGUUUAUGACAAGAACACCAAGAAAACAUUAUUCUUUGCAGGUGACAACUACUGGAGAUACGAUGAAACCAGGAAUUCUAUGGACAGGAGAUAUCCCCGAAAGAUAGCAUUUGACUUCCCUGAGGUUGGAUCCAGAGUGGAUGCUGCCUUUCAACAUAAUGGGCAUUUCUAUUUAUUCAGAGGCUCCAAACAAUAUGAGAUUGACAGCAAAGGGAGAAGAUUUAUUGGCAUAAAGAAAAGCAACUUCUGGUUUGGCUGCCAGUGACCAGGGAGGACAAUGCAGAAGCAGAGAAUGAAAGAAUUCUUGCAUCAAGCCUUACUGCUUAUUGGCGUCAUUCACUUUCAGUCCAUGUUUUUUGGUCUUCCAUCGAACUACUGUUAAUGCACUUUAAGACAAGCAAAAACGAAAUGUCUAUUUGUAAUAUUCAGUACAAAAAUAUUAUUUAUUUGUCACACUGUGUGUUGCUGAUUAAUAAAGUAACUUAUGUUUCUUA